Molecule: messenger RNA, 618 nt
Organism: Plasmopara halstedii
Lineage: Eukaryota; Oomycota; Peronosporomycetes; Peronosporales; Peronosporaceae
Exons: 1
Coding region: 1-618 (205 amino acids)
Source: RefSeq, a predicted model, not a curated record
AUGCCGCUUUUGUUGCGACCCACAGCACCAAGCCCAAGCAUUGACGAACUUGUUUUUGCGGCAUCAGUGGCCCCAUUUUCUUUGCAGACAUCACAACGGGCUGUGUCCUUGGCCCUUUCAGAGUGUCCCACACACGGUCAACUCUCGCAACACCGUCGUCGUAGCACUGCUAGCGCUGAAGUCGAUCUUAACGGUGUAUUAAAUGAUACUAUUAAGAAAUCGAAACAACAUUUGGCUUGUCGUGUUAGCCAGCCGAGCCUGCGGUGCAGUAGUGGACUGACGAAGGUUAAAGGCACUGUCGACAUGGACGCCAACUUACGCGACUUAAAGCUCUCAGCGCACGAAUCGCAACUUGAUGAUGAUAAUUUGUUCACUGACGGUAGCUGUGCAUCCGAAGUCGAGCGCAAUUCAAGCUUGAUGAGCUGCAGUUGUUCCUGUGCGGAUGCGAAUGAGUUUGCCAUCUCUUCUUCUUCGAUCGUCAUUGAGGAUUGUCAGCUUGCUGUUGUGGAAAAAGAGUUGCUUGAUCUUCGCAAGACGCUUCUACGUAAAUUGUGCUCGCGACUCACGAAACUUACCACCCUUGCUCGCAGAAAAUCUAUCUCCAAGCCAAUUCAUUGA